This is a messenger RNA of Hypoxylon fragiforme, 558 nucleotides long. RefSeq lists its product as uncharacterized. The transcript is spliced from 2 exons. Gene Ontology annotation, molecular function: 2 iron, 2 sulfur cluster binding. The record is from RefSeq and is a predicted model, not a curated record. The coding region runs from base 1 to 558 and encodes 185 amino acids. NCBI's taxonomy places the organism in Eukaryota, Fungi, Ascomycota, Sordariomycetes, Xylariales, Hypoxylaceae.
AUGGCAUCUCCAUUCACAGCCUCGUCUCGGAGAGGUAAUGCAUGGUUCUGUGUCGGUCUCGUUUCGUCAUUACCUGAUAUCUUCGACUCGGGUAGCGCCAGUCUAUCUGAGCACCGCUCAUGUGCCGAGCAGAACUCUACCCCUGGGUGUAAAGUCUUCUAUGUGCCUUCUGAUGAUAGCUCCCAGGCGCACCAGAUUGAGGGCGACUCAAUAUCCCAUCCUGAAGGUGGACUGCGAGACCAGGUGCUGGUGUUCAGGUACAAGGGCAAGGUCCAUGCUAUUAACAAUCGAUGUCCGCAUUCUUCCUAUCCCCUCUCUGAAGGCAUCCCGUUCGACAUCGAGGACUUUGGUAUUAUCCUGAGUGCUGGAAUCACUUGUCCGAAGCAUGGCUGGUCGUUUGACUUGUUCUCGGGGAGAGCAGAUCGGGCCAAUUAUAAAUUGGGAAUAUGGGAGGUUCAGUUACGUCCCAGCUCCGAUACGCAAGCUGGAAUAAAAAGUGAUGAGAAGGAUGAGGAUAAUCAGGAAGUUUGGGUGCGGCGGAAGCAAAGAAUGGGGUAG